Messenger RNA from Aspergillus luchuensis, 1443 nucleotides. RefSeq names its product glutamine synthetase family protein. The transcript is spliced from 5 exons. Gene Ontology annotation, molecular function: glutamine synthetase activity. The record is from RefSeq and is a predicted model, not a curated record. NCBI's taxonomy places the organism in Eukaryota, Fungi, Ascomycota, Eurotiomycetes, Eurotiales, Aspergillaceae. Bases 1 to 1443 code for a protein of 480 amino acids.
AUGGCUACGACAAUCACAGCAGAGGACCUCCCCAACCUCCUCGCCAAUGACAUCAAAGUCAAAGUCGCCGGCGUCGACUGCGACGGCAUCCUCCGCGGCAAGGUCAUGUCCAAGGAGAAGUUCCUAGGCAUUGCGCAGAAGGGAUUCGGCUUCAGCUCCGCCGUCUUCGGGUGGGACAUGCAGGACGUGCUCUACACCACCGAGGCGAACAUUGCGCCGGCUGACUCGGGAUACGUGGAUUUUCUGGCCGUGCCGGAUUUGAACUCCUUCCGUCGGAUACCUUGGGAAGAUGAUAUUCCUUUCUUCCUGGUGAGGUUCGUGCAGAACGACAAGCCGGUUUCGGCGGAUGGGAGGAGUAUGUUGCGGUCGAUUUGCGAUAAGUUGGCGGCGAAUAAUUGCAAGGGAAUGGCGGGAGUUGAAUUGGAGUUCAUGAACUUCCAGACCCCCUCGGAAGACGGAUACGGCGCCAAUGGCUCCCAAACCCGCGACAUCGCCGCCUUUCUCGAUAAGAAUGCUCCCGGUGCGCUGCGCCCCUUGACUGCAGGCAGCUUCUCCUACAGCUCGACGCGCCCAGUGGCAUACAAGAAAUACUUCUAUGAUAUCUUCGAUACCAGCGCGCGGUUCAACUGCGGCAUUGAGGGAUGGCACACGGAAGGUGGACCAGGCGUGUAUGAAGCGGCAUUGAAAGUAUGCGAUGUUAGCGACAUGGCCGACAAGGUGUCUCUAUUCAAACUCCUCGCCAAAUCCAUCGGUGUCGAACAUGGCAUCACGCCCUGCUUCAUGGCCAAGCCCAUGCAAGGCCAACCCGGCAGCUCGGGCCACAUUCACGUCUCUCUCACCGAUCUAGAGGGCAAGAACCUCUUCGCGCGCGACACUCCCGACCCCAAUGCUCCCUGGGCCGACGCAGCCGGACUGUCCGACCUGGGCCGACAAUUCCUCGCAGGCGUGCUAGAAGCGCUUCCGGACAUCAUGCCGCUAUUCGCGCCCACCAUUAACUCGUACAAGCGGCUGGUGGAGAACUUCUGGGCGCCGGUGAAUAUCAGCUGGGGAUUGGAGGACCGCAUGGCGUCGGUAAGAAUUAUCACGCCGCCCGUGUGCAAGCCGGGAGCGACGCGGUUUGAGGUGCGGAUCCCUGGCGCGGACCUGCACCCGCAUUAUGCGCUGAGUGUGAUUCUGGCGGCGGGAUGGAGGGGCGUGGAGAAGAAGUUGGAUAUUAAGGUGCCGCCGGUAAAUGUACAGAAGGCAGAGAAGAUCAAGGCGGAUUUGUUGCCGAAUACGUUGGAGGAGGCGCUGAGGAGGUUCAAUGACAAGGGGAGUGUUGCGAGGGAGAUUCUCGACCCAGAGUUUGUGGACUUUUUCACGGCGACGAGAGAGCAUGAGUUGAGGGUAUGGAGAGAGGCGGUUACGGAUUGGGAGUUUAAGCGUUACAUCGAGACUGUAUAG